Molecule: messenger RNA, 2187 nt
Organism: Dentiscutata erythropus
Lineage: Eukaryota; Fungi; Glomeromycota; Glomeromycetes; Diversisporales; Gigasporaceae
Source: the annotation of a GenBank genome assembly
AUGUCUUCAACGAAACGAGGAUAUUAUUUUUUAAAAUUAAACGGUUCACGUAAUAAAUUACCAUGUUACUAUAAUAGUGCUGGCAAUUUAGAUCGGAAUUUUCCUGUUACAAUGCGCAAAGAACGAAUUAUUCGGUUUAUUCUACUUUUAAUUAGUUUAGCAUUUAUGACUGUUUUCAUGUCUCAUCGAUUAAUACCUAUAGAACCAUCUUCUAAUUCAUAUGAACAAAUACAUAUUUAUCGAAUUAUUGGCAAUGACCUUCCUCCAAGACAUAAAGUUGGCCAAGUGCUUCAAAAUACUAGAUUUAUUUUAGAAAAUGAACCUGAUUUUCCAAAUACAAAAAAAUGGUGGAUAAUUAAUCGUAUUGUUGAUAAUGAAUACGAAAAUGCGAUAAUAGACUUAUUAAAGCAACAUAAAAAAGAUUUUAUUAGAAUACCUUUUGAUGUGGAUGAAUAUCUUAAAGCUGAUUUUCGUUUAGAAGAUUUUCCCGAACCUGAUUUCUUUCAUUCUUAUGAAUUUAUGAACUUUACAAAAGUUGCAAAAAUAAGAACAAUCGAUUAUACUUAUCAUGAUAAGAAUAUUUAUGUUAUGAAUAAUUCUCAACCAAAUGCUCGAUGGAUAUUUCCUUUUGAUGGGAAUUGUUUCUUAACUAAUAGCGCUUUUACCGAGAUUACGUCACAAAUUGAAAAAUGGGGCAAGGAUUAUAAAUAUUUCGUGGUUCCCAUGGCAAGGUUAUUAAAUAAUUCUCAAUUACUGUCUGAUUCGGAUCAAAAACCAGAAACUCCUGAGGAGCCUCAAGUUAUAUUUCGACAUGAUGCUGAAGAAAAAUAUAACGAGAAUAUGCGUUAUGGUAGAAGAUCAAAGCUGGAAAUGUUAUGGCGACUAGGUGUUCCAACUCCAAGUAGAUUCAUUGCCAGGCCAGUUAUUCCAUGGGAAAGUAAUGAAAAUGUUCAUAAUACACCAUCUAAUUACACAUCUAAAAACUUGUAUAUGAAAGUCGGCUGGGUUUUCCGACUAUUCUCCGGACAGGCAUCGCAAGAGUUAAAUCAAAAAGAAUCAGGUGCAUUAAGAGCAUUUAAUCGUUUGUUAGCUAUUCAAGAUUUAAUUGAUGGAAUAGAUGAACGAAUAGCAAGAACCCAUAAAAAUUUUAAUCCAGAUCGAUUAUUUUUAUAUGAUGAAAGCUCAUUAAGUAAUGCAAGAAUAAAAUAUUGGUCUGGUGACGAGAAGAUUACGAGGAUUGUUGAUGUUAUGUUAAAUCGAGCUGACGAGAUAACUUCUGAAGUUUCUGAUUUACAUAAAGUUGAUGACUCUUUAUCUAUCAACACUAAAGAAGAUAAAAUUACUCUCUUAGAAUACAAUGAUACUUGUCUUGAUUGCAAUUUAUUUGAUGAAGGAUAUGGUUUUCCAUAUUUAAAUAAGAUUCCACGUACAAUUCCCAAAAAUUCAGAAUCAUCAUCAGUUUUCUAUAAAAUACCUAAAGACAUAUUUGAAACUGAUCCUUCUCAUUUUCUUGAUUCAUGCAAAUUACUUUAUAGAAUAAAAGCAUUAACACAUAGAGAAUAUACAGAACUUCAAGCGUUAGCAUCAUAUUGGCUUGAAUAUUUAAUAAGUUCACCGGAGGGCACUUCGACAGGACGUAAACCGGACCAUAGAGGAACUCUUUAUGAUCUUCAAAUUCUCUCUCUUUCUGGAUUCAUUGAUGAUAUCAGAUUACAUUCAAGAGUUUCUAAUCGAUUAAGAAUGAGGAUAGGAAAACAAUUUUAUAUAGCUCGGGAUGUAUCUUUAACGAAUGCUGCUAAAAUAAGUCAACCAUAUGAGAUGAUGAUAAUACAAAAUGUUAGAGUGAGUAAUGAUUUAUGGUUAUACAAAUCAAAGGAUGGACAAAAGUUGUCAAAGGCUAUAAUGAGUCAUUUAAAUAAAUAUGAAGGACAAAAAAAACAAGGGUUAUUUUUACUAAAACCUUUAAUGUACAUAGCGCAUACAGCUCAUAAAAUUAGUUCAAAAUUAUCACAAAGGAACAAUGAAAAUGAGUAUUUUCAAAGGAUUUUGAAAAAAUUUAGUGAAAAAUAUUCUUUUGAUUAUAGUGAUGAGCCGGAAGAAAGAGAAAAUAUAGAUAGUUAUGUUGGAUUGGGUAAUAGAAUAAAGAAAAAUGGAAUUCCUCCAUUCUGGAUGUUUGGCAUAGCGUAA